CCAUGACUCCUCUUCCACUCCUCUCAUUAAACACCACCAUGGCCUCGUUCACAAAGCGACCUCUUUCCACUGUCAUCUCCGUCGCCGACGCCGCCUCGUGGUACUGCGCGCUGGCCCUCGUGGCCCUCGUCUUGCUCAGCUCCCUCCGAGAAAGCCCGGUGGACGACACGAUCGAACCGGCGCGCGGCGGAAAGCUCGUCGGCCGCCGGCCAUGCGACGAGAUAUAUGUCGUGGGAGAGGGGGAGACCCUCCACACCAUCAGCGACAAGUGCGGCGACCCCUUCAUCGUCGAGCAGAACCCGCACAUCCACGACCCCGACGACGUUUUCCCCGGCCUCGUCAUCAAGAUCACCCCCUCCAAGCCUAGGUAGAGAGAGAGACUCUUUAUAUCGUCUUUUUUUUCCUUUUCCUCCCUAAUAUCCGAGGCAUGGUUGGUCAUGGUCAAAUAUGAACCAUUUGAGCAUCGCUCGUAUAUACUGGAUACCAAUUCAAGAAUUAAUAGAGCUUUGGAUUUGCCUUGCUUUCGUUUUG
This is a messenger RNA of Phoenix dactylifera (date palm), 531 nucleotides long. RefSeq lists its product as uncharacterized. The record is from RefSeq and is a predicted model, not a curated record. NCBI's taxonomy places the organism in Eukaryota, Viridiplantae, Streptophyta, Magnoliopsida, Arecales, Arecaceae.